AUGACAACUUUAAGAGAAUUGGCAGCCCCUAACCUAAAUGUUCAACCGCUUUCUAUCACAUAUGCUGAGCUAGAAAAGCCUUUAAAACUGAAUUCUGGCUUCAUAAAUUUACUUCCAAAAUUCCAUGGUCUUCCUGGAGAGGAUCCCUUUAGGCACAUCUCUGAAUUUCUGAUUACUUGCGGUGCUAUGGUGCCUGAAGGGGUUGCUCAAGACCAAAUUAGGUUGAGGGCUUUCCCGUUUUCUUUAGCUGAUAAGGCAAAGGACUGGUUGUACUACAGCCGGUUCUUAAGAAAAUGGAUGACAAAUUCUCCGGUUUUGACCAAACUCUUAAGCAAAUGCAAGAAAAGCAAUCUGCCACUGAAGUUACAGUGAGUAAUUUGCAAGCCCAACUUAACAAUAGGUUUCCUUCUCAACCAUUUUUGAAUCCUAAAGAGAAUUUGAGUGCAAUUGAGCUUCGAAAUAAGAAAAAACUGCAGGAACCUAG
This is a messenger RNA of Cuscuta campestris, 484 nucleotides long. The record is from the annotation of a GenBank genome assembly. Lineage: Eukaryota; Viridiplantae; Streptophyta; Magnoliopsida; Solanales; Convolvulaceae.